Chaetomium globosum CBS 148.51 is the source of this 954-nucleotide messenger RNA. RefSeq lists its product as uncharacterized. Lineage: Eukaryota; Fungi; Ascomycota; Sordariomycetes; Sordariales; Chaetomiaceae. The coding region runs from base 1 to 954 and encodes 317 amino acids. The record is from RefSeq and is a predicted model, not a curated record. The transcript has a single exon.
AUGUUUCGCCUCGGGCAGGACUCGAAGCUUCUCGGCGCCGGUCACGUUGUCCUCAAUGUUCUGCGGGCUUUCAACAUGAUCGGGCUGGCUGCCGCCAUGGUGGCCAGCAUGGUCAUGCCCGUUCUCUCAGGCAUCAACGGCCACUUUUACUUUUUCGACAUGAUCACUCACGUCUUCGUCUUCUUUUUCGCCACCUUCCUCUUCGUCUCGGAACUGCCGGUGCCUUGGAGGAAACUCAAGGGGUACUACGAAAGGAACUGGCCGGUGCUUGGUCCGGACCACUCGCUCGCGUGGCUUGGCUGGGGCAUGGUAUUCAUCGGCUUCCAAAUCCUGGGUGAUGCCUGGAAGCCGGCGUACACGGUCGAGACCAUCGGGCUGGACUGGUGGCGCGCCAUCCUCGCCGCGGCCAUUCUCUCGGUCACCUUUGGCUUCUUCAACAUUUGCGCCUCCAUCAUCUUCCGGACCUCUAUCGACGGACUCCGCGGAGAGGUAGUUAAGGUCACCUCGCGCCAGAUCCGCACCCACGGCAACCUCUCUCUCCAGAACGCUGCCAACAAAAACGACGACAUCGAGCACAGCUUCUCGUCCCACUACUCCUCACCGCACCGCGACAACUGGUCGGCCCAGAGCUGGUCCAAGGAGGAAGAGGCCGUGGGGCCGUCAUCGGCCGUCAAGCGCCUCACGCGCGCCUUCAACCCCCGCAACUUUAACUUCCGCAAGUCGCGCAUCCAGAUCAGCAAACCCAUCCCGCAGAAUACGGCGGAUGACGUCGAGCGCGGCCACUCCAGCCACAGCCGCGGCGACAGCUUCGAUGACAACCUGAACGGCCACGGCGAGGACCGUGGCAGCCCUAUCAUGCCGGGCCUCCAGCGCCCGCCGACCGAACUCCACCCCGCUUACAUGCCCAAGUCCCGGACCAGCUUGUACAGCGCGGCGCAUAUGGAUCGGUUUUGA